UUCCCUCAUCCAACCUUACGUGCACCGCACUCCUCUCCUCACCAACCAGACCCUCAACAACAUCGCCUCGACUCCACAGGCCCCGGAAGCAUUGACCGGUACGCCCUUCGAAGGGCAACCGCCCGCCCAUCCGAAGAUUCGAUUCUUCUUCAAAUGCGAAAACUACCAGCGAAUUGGCGCCUUCAAGGCCCGAGGCGCGUUCCACGCCUUGCUGCGACUGAUUGAAGAGCGGGGUCAGGAGGAAGUGCAGAAACGUGGGGUCAUCACGCAUAGCUCGGGUAUGUGAUGAACCAAACAGUGUUCUUGAGGAUCCUAGGACCAAAGUCGCCAUCAUGACUCCAGCUCACGCUUCACAGGGAACCAUGCGCAAGCUCUUGCCCUCGCCGCCUCCACCCUCAAUGUCCCCGCCUACAUCAUCAUGCCCAGUAUCAGCACGCCAUCGAAAAUCGCAGGGACGCGGUCUCAUGGCGCAGAGGUCAUAUUCAGUGGUUCGACGAGCGUCGAGCGGGAGGCUGUCGUAGAGGAAGUCCAGGGAAGGACGGGUGCGAUUCUGGUACCGCCCUAUGAUGACUUCGACAUCAUCUGCGGGCAGGGCACCACGGCCCUGGAGCUUGAGGAACAAUACAGCAAGCUUAUUGCCGAGAAACCGCACCUGAGCGUUCAUCAGGAGAAUCCGGUGUUGGAUGCUGUGAUCACGCCGGUUGGCGGAGGUGGCCUCAACGCUGGUGUGGCGACCUUUUUCUCGGAUAAGACGACCAAGGUGUUUGGUGCGGAGCCCAGUUUUGAGGGUGCAGAUGACUGUUGCCGUGGCUUAGAGGCCGGGGAGCGUGUACCGGCCGUGUCGACCCUGACGAUUGCGGACGGGUUACGCACUCCCGUCGGCCUGUUGAACUGGGAGGUUAUAUCGGAUAAGAACAAGGUUGCGGGUGCCUUUGCCGUGACGGAAGAGCAGAUCAAGGCUGCGAUGAGGUUGGUGCUGGAGCGCAUGAAGGCUGUUGUUGAGCCGAGUGCGGUGGUGGGGUUGGCGGUGUGUCUGUACAAUGAGGAGUUCCGACGUCUCGUCGAGAAGGAAGCUCCCAAUGGUUGGGACGUGGGGAUCGUGUUCAGCGGAGGCAACACGACCGUAGAAGCUAUCGCGAAGCUGUAUAGCUGAGAGCCGGCU
Messenger RNA from Aspergillus homomorphus CBS 101889, 1162 nucleotides. RefSeq names its product tryptophan synthase beta subunit-like PLP-dependent enzyme. The record is from RefSeq and is a predicted model, not a curated record. The transcript has a single exon. Gene Ontology annotation, biological process: L-serine metabolic process; D-serine biosynthetic process; pyruvate biosynthetic process. Lineage: Eukaryota; Fungi; Ascomycota; Eurotiomycetes; Eurotiales; Aspergillaceae. The annotation marks the transcript as partial. Gene Ontology annotation, molecular function: magnesium ion binding; serine racemase activity; D-serine ammonia-lyase activity.